CACGCUGUCCACGCGUCCAGGCAGCAGCAAGUCCAACGCAGCCAGCCACAGGCGUAUGAUGAGGCAGUUUGGCAUCAACAAACCAGCGCACAUGUGAAUGGGCCAUGCUGACCUGCAGCGCGCGUGCCUCCCGAAACCGUAGUCAACCAACCACUUGCUUUUUCCCGCAGCAUCUCUAGCCUCACCUUUUCCUCUCUCGGAGCAAGUGUCGCAACCAUGGCCGACGUCCUUAGCUGCCCCUUCUGUGAUUUUACCAGCUCUGAUUCGUACUUUCUCAUUCUGCACGUCGAAGAGCUUCAUACCGACGACUCGCCAUUCAAAGUAACUGAGCCGUCGGAGCCUCCUACCUCAGCGCUCUCUCAGACAAAGAAAGAACAACCCCGCAAUAGGGACGACUCCCCGUUCGGCACUGACGAAUGGGUGCUCUGUCCAGAAAAAGACUGCGAUGAGCAAGUCUACUUAUCAGAACUCAAUGAGCACCUAGACCUGCAUCUGGCAGCAGGCCUUACAGAACCGGAACACAGCUCAUCCACUAAACGCGACAAGAUGUUCACUCCCAUUGCUUCGGAGCAUUCAUUCCAUUCAGGCCUAUCGGACAGACAUCGCCACGGCAAAAUGCGGCCCCGGGCUGACUCCCAGAAGUCGACGCUUGCCCGCAGCAUCUUGGAUAUCUUCUGCCCGGUUUCCAGGCAGAAGGGAGGCCCAAAAAGGAGCAAGGAACAUAGUGAUGACUACGGUGCACGCCUAGGCAAAGCAGAGCUCGGCCCGUAUGCCUACGAAGACCAGAUGCCGAAUUGGCUGUAUGAGCAGUUAAAGGCAGGUGGCAAAAAGACGACGCUCAACCGCAUCGGCCGCGAUGGGCGCCUGAUCAAGCAUGAAAUCAUCGAGAACGAGACCCCUGGCGUUUUGCCAAUGCUGGCCCAACUGUGCGCGCUUGAGAAGUCGGUCAAACAUGCGUACUUGUGCCAUCCAGCCACGCUGCAAAUUGGCAAGACUCGCAGAGAAGGCAGCUUCUGUGGCUACCGUAACCUCCAGAUGCUAGUGUCGUACAUUCAGGGCGCUAAAGCGCAGGGCCAUGAUCGUUUUACCGCCGGCACACCUAACAUUCUCAAGUUGCAGGAUAUGGUUGAAGAUGCCUGGGAUAAGGGAAUCAGUGAGAUUGCACGUGAACAAACUGGUGGUAUCAGAGGUACACGGAAAUAUAUUGGCACCCCGGAGGUCGAAGCUGUCUUACGCAGCCUGGAAAUUGACCAUGGUAUUCAAAUGUUCACCGACCGCGACGACAGUCAAGCACAUGAGCAGCUACUCGCGGACAUCGAAGGUUAUUUCAGAAGCGGCGUGUCGGAUGACACGCCGGAGACCAAAAUCUACAAGACGUGUCUCCCACCCAUAUACCUCCAACAGCCUGGUCACUCUCUCACUAUCGUUGGCUUUGAAAAACACCACGAUGGCUCGCGCAAUCUGCUUGUGUUUGACCCACAGUUCAACCCUACGCCGGGGAUGAUGAUGAUCCUAGGCCGAAGAGGGCUGCGCACGCCGCGACCUGAACUGCUCCAUGUCUAUAGGCGUGGCCACAGGCAUUUGAGCAAACGCAGAGACUUUGAGAUGAUCAAACUGACAGCACACCCACCGUUAUUUCCAGUGUGGGAUGUAUGAGUUUGUCCUACAUCGGAUGACGAUCCUCAUCCAAUAUAAAUACUCAACCAUUACCCAAUUAAGCCCAUACAGAUUUCAAAGAUAUCGGAUCGUGUUACAUUCUUGCUAAACUACGCUCCUU
Molecule: messenger RNA, 1777 nt
Organism: Aplosporella prunicola CBS 121167
Lineage: Eukaryota; Fungi; Ascomycota; Dothideomycetes; Botryosphaeriales; Aplosporellaceae
Exons: 4
Coding region: 217-1656 (479 amino acids)
Source: RefSeq, a predicted model, not a curated record